AUGGCGCAUCGUAUCAUCAGCCAGGUCGUCGUACGUAUGAGAUCGCCAAAUGGACUGCGCUCAGAACUGAUGAGGUGGUAGCUGACCGGCGCUCGAGUAUUUGGGAGGGCCUUUGCCGAAGCGUGAGUAUACCGGACGAAUGUUCCACUUCGAUAUUGGCAUGGCAGUUGACGGUCUCCUCGCAGAUAUAAACAGGCUUCGGCGUCACAAGUAUAUACAACCAUGACAUCCUCGAUGACGAUCCGCUGCUAACGCCAGCAACCAGAAAUAUGCCCAAUCGAUGGCAAAUAAUCCAACAGCGGCGAACACAGUCUCCUCUUCUGGCCUGACGCUCGACGAAGCCUGCAAGAUCUUGAACGUUUCUCCUCCGAAAGCCGGCCAAGCCGAUGUCAGCCGCGUCCACGAGCAAUUCAAACGUCUUUUCGACCUGAACGAUCCGAAGAAAGGUGGCUCCUUCUACAUACAAAGCAAAGUGCUAAGAGCACGGGAGAGAUUAGAGCUGGAGGUACGUGAAGCGCACGCAGCGGCGGAGCGGGAAGCGGAGAUAAGAGAUGGAUGGAGACCCAAGCUAUUCAAGGACUGA
This is a messenger RNA of Lecanosticta acicola, 583 nucleotides long. Lineage: Eukaryota; Fungi; Ascomycota; Dothideomycetes; Mycosphaerellales; Mycosphaerellaceae. The record is from the annotation of a GenBank genome assembly.